This is a messenger RNA of Eutrema salsugineum, 1178 nucleotides long. RefSeq lists its product as uncharacterized. Bases 178 to 1038 code for a protein of 286 amino acids. The record is from RefSeq and is a predicted model, not a curated record. The transcript is spliced from 2 exons. NCBI's taxonomy places the organism in Eukaryota, Viridiplantae, Streptophyta, Magnoliopsida, Brassicales, Brassicaceae.
CACUUCACAACGAUGAGAGAAAGAGAGAAAGAGAGAGAGAGAGAUAGACGUCUCUCCUCAAAAUUACCAAACCCAAUAAUUGAAAAGAUCACACUUACCCGAAAAUAAAACCUUUUUAAAAAUCCUCUCUUUUUGCCAAAAUCCUAAUCAGAGUAAUCAAUCGACAAAUCGAAGGACAUGGAUCUAGAAGAUUGGGAAUUACUCCCCAAAAACAACUACAAGGGUCUCGAUCUCGACCUCGAUCACGACGAGGAUCAUGAGGCAGCGAUGAAGAUGACCAGAAACGCCGGGAAAAGCUUCGACAUGGAUUACUUCAUCUGCCCAACACAAGAUUCUGUCGAAAAAACAGAGUUUCGUCAAAGAUCAAGCCUGGUCCCCCCACAGCUCCUCCAAGUUCCCAUAACUUGGGAACCCGUAUCCACCUUGGACGACACAGAUCACAAGAGGAACCCGGAUCCGGAUUUCCCGGAUCCUGACCCGGAACUUUUAACGGACUCUGUUCCGUCUCCGAGAAUAACCUUCAAAACAACGAAGGAAAACGAAUUUGCCGACAUGAAAAUAGAGCUACCACUAUCAGCGAGGUUCACAAGUCCUCUGCCUCGGAACGAUGAGAAACACUCUGACUCAGAAGGAGGGUUAGGAGGAGAUUACUUCGAUGAAAUCAUGGGAUCGAAGGUUGAAGAAGGUGGUGACUUGAGAAGCAAGAAAGGGGUUGAUUGGGAUGAAGAUGAGAACAUAUGUGGUGGAAAAAUGAAUCUGUGGAAGAUGGGUCUUAAUGGAAUUGGAGCUAUAUGUUCAUUUGGUGUUGCAGCUGCUGCUGCCACCAUCUGUGUCUUCUUCCUUGGACACAACAAUAACAUCCAAGGUUGUCGGAACAAGAACCAGAUCCUCAGGUUCCAGAUUUACUCUGAUGAUAAUAAGCGAAUGAAUGAAGUUGUGAAGCAUGCAACAAAGCUAAAUGAAGCAAUAUCUGUGAUGAAAGGUCUUCCGGUGGCAAGGGCUCAGAUAUCUUUUGGAGGAUACUACGAUGGACUUUAACUUCAUUCAUAGCCAUGAGAGCCAUCAUUGUACUGAUUACCAACGGGCUCUAUAUAUAUACGAAUAUAGGAAAGUCAAUAAACGAUGUUUGUAAAGUUUCUUAUAUUAAUAUUAUUUUAUAUUAUUUUUUAAAAAAAACU